AGCUAUUUACGGUUUUGAGAUAAAUUUGUAUUUAUUGUUAUUCUGGUAUCAUAUUAUAUUGAUUGAAAAAUUAAAUCUUAUUGUUUAAAAUACCAUUAGUGUAAGUAAAAUGUAAUUAAGAAGACUUUGAAUGCAAUGUUACCUGCUACAUGGCCCCAGGGUACAGGAAGUGGUGGAGCCCCACGGGAGCGUCAGAAAUUAGGCGAAACAGCCCCGGCAUCGCCUUCGAAAGAAGGACAAGCAUUUACGUUCGACAAAAAGCCAGAAAAUAAAUUACAACUUCAAGGUUCUCAAGAUGAAGAGGAGCCUUAUUUUACAAAACCUGCGUUAGCAUAUGAUCUACCUCGACCAAGAGCAAAUACAGUUUCUGAAGGUACUCAACCAACUAGAAAUACGUCAAAAACUCCAACAGUUUUUCGCUGGGAAGGAGGUGGCAGAGAUGUUUGUAUUUGUGGUACUUUUUCUAACUGGGAGACCAUACCAAUGGUAAAAAGUUAUGGAGAUUUCGUGGCCAUAAUUGAUCUUCCAGAAGGGGAACAUCAGUACAAGUUUUUUGUUGAUGGCGAAUGGAAAAACGAUCCUGGAAAUAAAAUUGUGGAAGAUGAUGGAGGUGCUAAAAAUAAUCUAAUUAUUGUCAAGAAAUCUGAUAUGGAAGUGUUUGAAGCUUUAGACAAAGAUAGUGAAAAUGCAAAAGAUGAUUCACAGAAAGAAUUUGGGCAAGAAAUACCUCCAAAUAAGCCAUGGGAAAAGCCAAAUGGGCCACCCAUUUUGCCACCUCAUUUGCUGCAAGUUAUACUGAACAAGGACACGCCAUUAUCAUGUGAGCCCACACUGCUGCCAGAACCAAACCAUGUCAUGUUAAAUCAUCUAUAUGCCUUGUCAAUUAAAGAUGGAGUUAUGGUUUUGAGUGCCACCCAUAGAUACAGGAAGAAAUAUGUUACCACUUUGCUUUAUAAGCCUAUCUAGUGAAUUUAACUUUAUUUUUGUAUAUAUGUAGAUGAUAUAUUUUUAAAUUGUGACUCUUUUCUGGAAUCCUGGUAUUUGCAGUUUUAGGGGAUUUAUUUUGUAGAUAAUUAUUAUUGAUGCUUUAACUUUUUUUGUAUAAUAUUAAAAUUAUGUUGAUAUAAGUAUUAAAGAAAUAAAUACUUUUAUUG
This is a messenger RNA of Psylliodes chrysocephalus, 1154 nucleotides long. The record is from the annotation of a GenBank genome assembly. NCBI's taxonomy places the organism in Eukaryota, Metazoa, Arthropoda, Insecta, Coleoptera, Chrysomelidae.